GUUGAGCAAUGUGAUUGCUGAGAAACAGAGAAAGAGAUGUAUCUGAAGAAGCCGAUAUGGAGCGAUGGCCCGUCGUCGACGCCGGCGAAUCCAUCGGAAUCAGAGAACGAUCAGGAACCAGACGCGGCGACGAUGGUAGUCGAAGAGCUCGUGACGUCACUCAACACACAGAGACUCUACAGAGAGCUGACACUCUCCCUCCGAACAGGCUUACGCGACGCAUGCGCCGAGUUCUCCUUCCUCCGCAUCCGCGGCCUUCGAUCUCUCCUCAAAACUCUCCGAUCUAUCGCCGAAUCAGAUUCCAUCAUUCGCCUCUUCUCUCACACCCAAACCAUCUCCGAUCUCCAACUGGUUCCGGUGCUAUUUCGACAUUCGUUGAAAGAAGGGGAGGAUGAUAGAGUGACGAGCUUGGAUCAUAUAUUUAGUGUUGAGCCGAUGAAGAUAACGAGUCCUUCUACUGAUGAUGAGGUUGCGGUUGCUCUUAGGGUGCUUGAAGGAUGCUGCCUUCUACAUCCUCAGAGCACUGUUUUAGCUCAUAAGCACGGCGCAGUUCGCGUAAUGAUGAAUAUAUUAUCAACACGAGGAGUACUUGAGCAAGGUGCCUGCUUAGAUGCCUUAAUCUCAAUAUUAUUGGAUUCAUCGGCAAAUCAGGUGGAUUUUGGAGCCUGCAAUGGGAUUGAGGAGGUUGCAAUGCUCAUGCGAGACAAACAAGCUGAUGAAAAUCUCAGGUUAAGAUGCGGAGAGUUCUUACUACUGUUAGUUGGGCAUGUCAAUGGGAAAGACAGAUCUCCCAUAGCGAGUGUUAAUGAAGACAUCAGACGCCUUCUUGGUGAAAAAUCAGCUUCUUUAAUAUGGGCGGCUAGUCAAUUCGGUUCAACAGGUGACCCUGCACAAAGAAUCACUGCUCUUCACAUUCAGGCUGGUAGAGUGCUCGAGUCUCUUGACUUGUACUAAUUGUCCGAACUCCUUUUGUUGAUUUUCUCUUACUGUUUUACGUAAUGCAAAGUUUAAAUGUGUAAAAACCUAUUCAAUAUCAUUUCCUGACUAUUACUCUUCUUAAGUUUGGAGGAAUUCUUGUAUUAGCCUCUAAUUCAUAUUCCUCUUUCAUUCUUU
Eruca vesicaria subsp. sativa (arugula) is the source of this 1113-nucleotide messenger RNA. NCBI's taxonomy places the organism in Eukaryota, Viridiplantae, Streptophyta, Magnoliopsida, Brassicales, Brassicaceae. The record is from the annotation of a GenBank genome assembly.